GAGAAACUGAAAGCAGAUGCAACAUCAUAUUGCAUCAUUAGCCGUCUGGUGCCAAACCUCAUACGAUCAAAAGCGUUUGAGCGUUUCACUCCGGGACACACAUUUACAGAAGCAAUAAGUCAUCAAGCAGUUUUGGCAAAUGAAGCAUUACAGGUUUAGCAUCCUCCUUCAGUGAACAUCUCUUAAAGGCUGCUGCCGCGCGCUAGUUUUUCUUAAACAGCUUCAGAGUUUGAAUGGCUCGGAGGAUCCAGGCUCGUUGAAUCUGCAUCCUGAAAAACCAAGGAAAAGACAUGUCCCCGUUAUUCAUGGAGACCGGGUACGAGCUGACCAGCCCGGGCUCGGUGUCGACAGAGGAGAGCAUCACCCCUGGAUCUGAGAGAGGAGAGACAAGAAAAAGAGGGAGAAAAACAGAGAAAAACAGAGACGCUGCGAGGAAGAGCCGUAAAAAACAAACAGAGCGAGCGGACGAACUUCAUGAGGAGCUUCAGAGUCUGGAGCGAUCAAACUCAGCCCUGAAAAAGGAGAUUGCCGCAUUGAAUAAAGACUUUAACCUCUACACGAAGGCUCUGGAGUGCCACAAGCCGUGCUUCAUCAAAGACUCCUUAUCCGGCUCCACGACAGAUCUUUCAGUUCCCCCCUCAGUCGCCUGUGAAAGCACACAACUCUCCUUUCCAAGUCUUCCUCCUCCCAAAUCUUCAUCAUUAGCCUCACCUAGUGGCUCAGAUACUGAACUCUACAGCUCUGUAUCGGCUACUUGCGCUGCCUCUUUCUCUGCAGUCUCUGCUCCUCACUCUUUGUUUAGCGAGGUUCCUCCGUCUCUAAUCGCAUCGAGGCCUCCAAAAAAUGCUCCACCUGUGUGCACCAGCCUUGUUUCCAAUCCUGUAUCUUCCAGCUCGCUGACUAAACCGGCUCAAUCUGUGCAAGUAAAAAUCCAUAGAAGCUCCACAAAGUCAGCAACUGCUAGUUUCUCAAUGGAUGAAUUUCUAAUGAAACAAGCUUCUUUUCUAGCACCUUCAUCUUACGUAGCGCCCCCUAACUCCCAGCAAGGCUGUCCCAUGAAUGUGGACCAGCUUAAUACAGAACAAUUGAGCAGAAAUUCCAGUCUGCCGUGUUCUUUUUUACCACAAAUUCUCGAAGAUCCUGCUCCUAAGUCCGUCUCGGAGUGGUCUCCUGCUUUGGGUUUUUCCUUAAAGCUGAGUAAUAAUCGUCAACCAACCCUCAAUCAUGCGUCUCUGCUUUCCCGGCUCACUGUCCCAAGCCCCGUUUACGUGCCUCAGACGGCCUCCAGCAGCUUUGACAUACCUCACCACCCACUUUCGCUGCCCCCGCUUGAGGAUACUCCGAAAGAUUUCACCCUCUCUGAGCUCUUGGAGGGCAAUGAGUGGAUUCUAAGCGGGACUAGUCACUAGUGCCAAGGCAUGCCACAUUUUUAAUACAUGUUCUUUUAAUAUAUUUUUAGUGAAGUAUUUAAACACUGCUAACGGUGUUGUUCUUGGAUGCUGGUAAAUGCCUCAAGUUUUUGUAAUGCAGGCUCUCUGUUAUAAAUGUGGAGCAGAGAUAUCCGUUCUUAUGUUAUUGUAGCAUCAUCAGUUUUUUUUUUCAGACCUCAGAAAACUAUGAAUUUGUGAAAUCCUCCCUUUUUUAAUGACCUAGCUGAGUUUUCAGCUUAAAACUCUACUUAAGCCAAAAAUCAAUGAAUGUGCCCCUUGUCCAUAGUUUUUUCCUUCAAGAUGAAAACAUGCAAUAACAAGUGCAAUUUUCAGUUUCGAAUUAAGUCAGAUACUAAAUUGGCAUUAUCCCUUCCUUAAUGCAGAGACAAGAAAUGGCAAACAUUACCCAACAUUCAAAACCCUUGACAUUUUAGUUUGGAUGGGGUGCUCAUUUCCACAGAACGGUAGUUUAUAACGCCAGGAAACUUUUUCUAAUCUUCUUUUGACCUAUUUUAAAAUCCACAAUGAUACACUCUUCACAUGUUUUGCUGCUACUGAUAAUUUACUCAAUUAGCUGAGCCUUUUUAGAGCUAUCAUUAUUUACUUAUUCUACAUUUUAGAUAAUAACAUAUCUAUUUUCUUCUUUAAUUUAAAUGAAUAUAAAUGCAUUAUUUGUACUUCCUGUUAGUGUGCUACUUUAUCAUUCACUUUUAAUUAAUCUCUUUUAUCAGCUUUGCUAGACAAAUUCCCAAACCCUCAGGGGCCCAACAUUGUGUAUAUGUCUACAGCCCGUCUAUGCCUGGUAAUUUGAUUAAUUUCUAAUAGUUAAGGGUUUUGGUAUCUAUAUUAUUUAUGAAUGUGUGCUUAACUAAAUAACCUCAGAUGGUCUUAAAGGGCCAGCAGCUCUUUUUUUUUUGCCAUGGGCCCCUAGUGGUUAACAAUGGAAAUGAUUACAUAGACAAUUUAUGUGAUGACAAUUAGAAAAUAAAGCUAGCUAUAUGCACCAUGCAGGUAAAUAAAGGACAAUUUUGUUUUUCAAAUGAUGAUUCAUGCAGAAUAUUCUGCUUUUUAUCUAUAGCUAGGUAUAUGGGAUUUGUAUGUGGAUGUGCUUCACAUAGAAGGAGAUAUGACGCUUUGUGUGUGAGUGAGUUAUGAAUAUUUUGUUAAUAUAUUUAUGCUUUGAUACUGGUUGUAUUGCAAAAGUAAGUUGUGAAUUCAAAUGUUUUUAUUGAAACACUUUAUUUGACUUUUGCUUGGUUUACAAGAAUGUUUGGAUUCAAAUGAUAACCAUGGACAGUAUUUCAUUAAUUAAUUACAGUGGUAUGCAAAAGUUUGGGCACCCCUCUGAGAUUUCAUGACAAUUUGCUUUUCCUUUAUAAUAGAAGAUCACAGCAACAACAUUUGUUUUCCUACAAAGAUGUAGACGUUUUAGUGUUUUCCAGACCAAAAUUCUUAGGGUAGCAUUACAUAGUUUUAUUAUAAUAAAAUAAAAUGCAAAAAAUGGGAUGUGCAAAAGUUUGGGCACCCUUAUAAAUAGCAUUCAUUUCAACACCUGUACGGAUUUAUAGCUGACAGGUUGCUGCACAAAAUUGCUUUGAUUAGCUCAUUAGACCUUCAAUUACAAAGACAGGUGGAACCAAUCCUGAAAAAGGCUAUUUAACAUAGGUAAUAGCUGGCUGUGCCUGGCCUAGGUUCUUUCUUAGGGAGUGGCAAGAUGGGGACCUCAAAACAACUCUCCACUGACCUGAAAGCUAAGAUAAUCCAACAUUAUAAAUUAGGAGAAGGGUACAAAAAAUUAUCUGACAGGUUUAAACUGUCUGUCUCCACAGUCAGAAACGUAGUUGUGAAAUGGAAGGCCACAGGAACAGUCCGUGUGAAGGAAAGAUGUGGUAGGCCGACAAAAAUAGGGGAAAGGCACAGGCGAAGGAUGGUGAAAAUGGUCACAGAGAAGCCACAGACCACCUCCAGAGAACUACAACAACAUCUGGCUGCUGAUGGUGUAGUUGUUCACCGUUCCACAAUCCAGCGUACUUUGCACCAGGAAGAGCUCAUUGGAAGGGUGAUGUGCAAAAAGCCUUUCCUGAGUGUUAAUCACAAGAAGAGUCGCAUGAGGUAUGCAAAAGCACAUCUGGACAAGCCAGAAGCAUUUUGGAACAAAAUACUGUGGUCAGAUGAGACCAAGAUUGAGUUAUUUGGUCAUAACAUGAACAGGUAUGCAUGGCGAAAAAAACACACUGCAUUCAAUGAAAAGAACUUGUUGCCCACUGUAAAAUUUGGUGGAGGAUCUAUCAUGUUAUGGGGCUGUGUGGCUAGCACAGGUACUGGAAAACUUGUUAAAGUUGAGGGCCACAUGAAUUCCUUACAGUACCAGGAGAUUCUUGACAAGAAUGUUCUAGAGUCAGUCACAAAGUUGAAGCUACGCCGGGGUUGGAUUUUUCAGCAGGACAAUGAUCCUAAGCACCGAUCAAAAUCCACCAAGGAAUUCAUGCAGAAGCACAGGUACAAUGUUCUGGAAUGGCCAUCCCAGUCCCCAGCCCUUAACAUCAUUGAAAAUGUAUGGAUUUAUUUGAAGAAGGCUGUCCAUGCACGGAGGCCAAGAAACCUGACUGAACUGGAGACGUUUUGUGUGGAAGAAUGGGCCAAAAUACCACCUGCCAGGCUUAAGGGACUUGUCUGUGGCUACAGGAGGCGUCUACAGGCCGUUAUUGCAGCAAAAGGAGGCAAUACUAAAUAUUAAUGGAAUUAUUUCUUAGGGGUGCCCAAAUUUAUGCACAUGCCUAUUUUUGUUUGAAUGCACAUAAACAUGUUUCUGUUUGACCAAUAAAAGUUAUUUCACUACUGAGAUGUUUCUGUUACCAUAAGGUAUAACAUAUGUUAAAAUGAAGUUGCUGCUUCAAAAGCUCAGCAAGUGACAAACUGAUGCAGUGGUUUUCCUAAGGGGUGCCCAAACUUUUGCAUACCACUGUAAUUAAUAAGCAAUAACUAAUAAACUUUUAUUAGUUGAAUACACACCAAUUUUUCGAUAAUUGGUCCAGUAUGACCUGUAGCUUUUGUGGUUAAUGUUUGCAAACUUAAGAAGUUGUUUAAGCAACUUUGGGAAUCUUUUCUACUCUCUUUGCAACUUGUACACCUUUAUUUCAGCAUCCAAAUAUGUGUUAUGUGGCCAUAAGUGCAUUUUUGACAGAAAUUGCAUAUUAUAAUUUAAUAAGACAUCAAUAUGCAGAUUGUGCCUGACAGAUUAAAAAAAAAAAAAAGAAUUUAUUAUUAUCAAAACUGCUAGUAUUCCUCUUAGGAUGUAUUAUUUUCUGUGUAUUGUGUUUUGUAUUCAGCUGCAAAUACCUCAGCACCUUUCAGAUGGAAUUAGUCAUGAUAUUUCCUGCAGAUAUUCAUGGUCCCGAGAAAUGAUCCCAUUACUUUUCUUUUAGUGGUUUAUGUGUUUGUAAACUCUACUGACUAUUUUAGUGACAUGUGCACCUUCAUUUUAUAACGUUGUAUCUUUCCUGGAGCGUUCGUUAACAUCUAUUUGAUAGAUUACUAUGACACUUGGUGCAUACCUUAAUUAUUGUAAUAUCUUUGGUGAUGCUUCUCCUCUAAAAUCAUCAUCACGUCAACAUUUAAUUUGUUAUAUACAGUGCCUUGCAAAAGUAUUCACCCCCCUUGGCUUUUUAUCUAUUUUAUUCCAUUACAACCUGUAAUUUAAAUGUUUUUAAUCUGAAUUGUAUGUGAUGGAUCAGCACGAAAUAGUCUAAGUUGGUGAAGUGAAAUGAGAAAAAUAUAUAUUAAAAAAGAUUUUUUUUAAAUAAAAAACUGAACAUUG
This is a messenger RNA of Eleginops maclovinus (Patagonian blennie), 5247 nucleotides long. RefSeq names its product basic leucine zipper ATF-like transcription factor 2 (gene batf2). Gene Ontology annotation, cellular component: nucleus. Bases 291 to 1409 code for a protein of 372 amino acids. NCBI's taxonomy places the organism in Eukaryota, Metazoa, Chordata, Actinopteri, Perciformes, Eleginopidae. Gene Ontology annotation, molecular function: DNA-binding transcription factor activity, RNA polymerase II-specific; RNA polymerase II cis-regulatory region sequence-specific DNA binding. The record is from RefSeq and is a predicted model, not a curated record. Gene Ontology annotation, biological process: regulation of transcription by RNA polymerase II. The transcript is spliced from 3 exons.